Molecule: messenger RNA, 4120 nt
Organism: Rana temporaria (common frog)
Lineage: Eukaryota; Metazoa; Chordata; Amphibia; Anura; Ranidae
Gene: FYN
Product: FYN proto-oncogene, Src family tyrosine kinase
Exons: 15
Coding region: 681-2450 (589 amino acids)
Biological process (GO): protein phosphorylation; cell differentiation; cell surface receptor protein tyrosine kinase signaling pathway
Cellular component (GO): extrinsic component of cytoplasmic side of plasma membrane
Molecular function (GO): non-membrane spanning protein tyrosine kinase activity; signaling receptor binding; ATP binding
Source: RefSeq, a predicted model, not a curated record
GGUUGGCUGAAUCCUCAUCACAAGGGGAGAUUUUUAGAAGCAAUCCAAAAAAAAAAAAAGAAGAGAGAUCCAGGGACUCGGCACCUUUUGUCAUCUGGUCUCUGUAGUGCUCCGAUUUCUGGGAAAACACUGAGAGCGAUCGUGUAAUCCAGGGAUUUCCUGCCAUCGUCAGGCCACACUGAUUGCUGGGCAGGGAAGAGGAUCUGGGAGUCACUGUGCAGCUCCUGCAGCCCCCUCUCUCGGUCACAGGAGGAGGAGGAGGGAGCCGAGCUGUUGCUGUCACACAACUGCACGACAAACCGGGGCUCUCCAUGCACUGAUUUUCUUCUGUCACAUAGCAGCACCGGGUGUGACCCCAACUGGGGUCUUGUGUUGGGGGGGGCCACUACCAUACUACCAGAUCGGCAAGGACAAGGGGCAAGCCUUGGAGUACGAUCACAGCAAGGAUGAUGUGAAUGCAGAGCUGAGUCCAGGCCAUCCACUGCAGGUUCGUAAGAGGUGGGAAUAUCAUGUCAUCAGUGUGGGAUGCUGACAUCUGAAUUCGCAAACGUGAGGGCCUAGCGGGGAACUUUCGCCCACUGAAUCUUUCAUUACACCAUAAGGGUCUUUGCUGCUGUGGCAAUUGAAGAAAUGUGGUAAAGUCAAGUUACCAUAGUUUAGGAAAUAUUGGGAUAUAGAUAAUGGGCUGUGUGCAAUGCAAGGAUAAAGAAGCAACCAAACUGACAGAUGAAAGAGAUAACAGUUUAACACAAAGCUUAGGAUAUCGCUAUGGGACAGACCCCACCCCACAGCACUACCCCAGCUUCACUGUGACCACCAUUCCUAACUACAACAACUUCCAUGCGUCUGCAGGGCAGGGACUUACAGUCUUUGGAGGCGUGAAUUCUUCAUCACACACAGGAACAUUGCGCACAAGAGGUGGAACAGGAGUAACGCUUUUUGUGGCGCUUUAUGACUACGAAGCAAGGACGGAAGAUGACCUAAGUUUUCAGAAGGGGGAAAAGUUCCAAAUACUUAAUAGCUCUGAAGGUGAUUGGUGGGAAGCUCGGUCUUUGACAACUGGUGGAACAGGUUAUAUCCCAAGUAACUAUGUGGCGCCAGUGGAUUCCAUUCAAGCUGAAGAAUGGUACUUCGGUAAACUGGGCAGAAAAGAUGCAGAGAGACAAUUGCUAUCCUUUGGAAAUCCAAGGGGUACUUAUUUAAUACGUGAAAGUGAAACCACCAAAGGUGCCUAUUCAUUGUCUAUUCGUGACUGGGAUGACAUGAAGGGAGAUCAUGUCAAGCACUAUAAGAUCCGGAAACUUGACAAUGGCGGUUAUUACAUCACAACUAGAGCUCAGUUUGAAACUCUCCAGCAGCUGGUUCACCAUUAUUCAGAGAGAGCUGCUGGCCUCUGCUGCCGCUUGGUAGUACCAUGCCAUAAAGGAAUGCCAAGGCUUACUGACCUGUCUGUCAAAACCAAAGAUGUCUGGGAAAUCCCAAGAGAGUCUCUCCAGUUGAUCAAGAGACUGGGAAAUGGGCAGUUUGGGGAAGUAUGGAUGGACAAUGCUGAUGGUUUAUGUUAUAAUUUAACAAUGAUUGCACGGACUUAUGUACCACAAACUAUUGGAUUGGCUAAAGAUGCUUGGGAAGUGUCACGGAGCACAAUAAACCUGAUGCAGAAGCUUGGUCAGGGCUGUUUCGCUGAAGUGUGGUAUGGUACAUGGAAUGGAAACACCAAGGUGGCUAUAAAGACAUUGAAGCCAGGGACCAUGUCUCCAGAGUCUUUCCUGGAAGAAGCUCAGAUUAUGAAAAAGCUGAAACAUGAUAAACUGGUGCAGCUGUACGCAGUGGUCUCAGAAGAACCUAUUUACAUUGUCACUGAGUACAUGAGCAAAGGGAGCUUGCUGGAAUUCCUGAAAGAUGGAGAAGGACGAGCUUUGAAGUUGCCAAAUUUAGUGGAUAUGGCAGCCCAGGUUGCUGCUGGUAUGGCCUAUAUUGAACGUAUGAAUUAUAUACACAGAGAUCUGAGGUCUGCAAAUAUUUUGGUUGGAAAUGGCUUAAUCUGCAAAAUUGCAGACUUUGGUCUUGCCAGAUUAAUUGAAGACAAUGAAUACACGGCAAGGCAAGGUGCAAAGUUCCCAAUAAAAUGGACAGCUCCAGAGGCAGCCUUAUAUGGAAGGUUCACUAUUAAAUCAGAUGUGUGGUCUUUUGGCAUUCUGCUGACAGAACUCGUAACAAAAGGAAGAGUCCCUUAUCCAGGUAUGAAUAAUCGUGAGGUGUUGGAACAAGUAGAGCGUGGCUAUAGGAUGCCAUGUCCUCAAGACUGUCCAAAUUCCCUGCAUGAGCUUAUGCUUAACUGCUGGAAAAAAGACCCAGAGGAGCGCCCCACUUUUGAAUACCUACAAGGUUUCCUGGAAGACUACUUCACUGCCACUGAACCCCAGUAUCAGCCCGGAGACAACCUGUAAAGUUAUGCCUGCACCAAGCCAUUGCCAGGUUCAAGCCCUAGAAUUUGCUUCCAGUAAAAUGACUGCCUUCUUCAAGGAGCUGUAUCUUCCAGUGUGGGAUUGCACACAAGUGUGAAGCUCUGGACUUCAAGGAACCUCAUUCAUGGCCACUUAUUAUAAUAAUCUGAAUGUCCACUUUGAAAAACAAUAAAACGAGGGACAAAGGAAAACAAAUUCUCAAGCAUAGACUUGGAUGAUGGAUUGUAUUGAUGUUAUGUAAACUGCAAAACCUCUGUUUGCUGUAAAUAUUAACUCUGUGCCAAUUCCCAAUAUUUAGAGUUUUUCAUUUUUUUAAAAAGCAGGAUCCAUGCAAUUUUAACCAAUGUUCAUUUCAUUCUACAAGUAUUUACAAAAGUGCCCUCCUUAAAAUGUAGAUGCUGUUUUUUUUUCCUAUUUGUUUCGCUUUUGGUACAUGUUCUUAUAAGUCACUAUUUUCCAAAUCAGUCCUCAUGUGGAGCUAAGGGUUCAUGGUUUCCCCAUCUCUUAACGGAAAAACACGUGGCAUAGUUCUGGUAAAGUACCACUAAUUAACACAACAGUGCACCACUCCAGGAGUCUGGAAAAAGCACUAGAUAGAGGUCCUUGAGUGAGGAAAAACCACUACAAUGAAGACGUUACAUAAUGAUACAUCUUGACCAGAAAACAGUUAUUCCAGUUUACAUCUGGAUUUAAGCAUAAUCCCACAAAUUUUGAAAUUCUGUUAAAAAAAAUGUAAGUUAACAUAUUCUUUUUUCUUGCUGAACAUUUUGAUUGCACUUUUAUUGACUGACAGACGAUCUUAGUUACAACAUACAGUAUAUGUUAAAUAAGCUGACAUUUAGAUGACAUGCUCUUAGGAUUCACACCGAAGGAUCACCUGCCAUAUAUUAAUAAAUGUCCAAACUCCCUUAAAGGUGGAGACAUAUAUUCAAAACAGAAGCACUUGAAAUUGUAUUUUUCUCUCUUAAAAAGGACUUAUACAUGUACAAUUUACACAAUAAGAUGUAUGAAUCAGUUUUUGCAUACAUUGGACUGAAAAGUUGAAUGUGACUUCUGGAAGACUCAUCAACAUCACAAUUGCUACCUACUAGAUUUUAUGUUGUUUCUUUUUUGAUAAACAUGUAACCUAUCUAUACUUUUCAUGUGGAAUACACAGCCUGUGUAAACUAGGUCACCCCGGAGUACGUAAGCAUAUACUUCAUCUUUUUCUAUGUAUUUACCAAUGUAAAAUGCGUCUUUUGAAUGCUGAUACUGAAACAUAUUUCUACUUGUCUUUAGGAGUUCUCCAAUGGAAUUACUAUGCACUAUACAUUUCAUGGGGAAUGCACAAAACCAGUGUUUCUUUCUACCAUUUUAGAUUAAUUCUGUUAACAAAUGUCCUUUCCAAUUGAUUUUUACAUCAUGUUAUCAAGUUAAAGUCUUAACUAAUUUCCUGUUAUCAUUUCUUUGCAUUUUUUUCAUGGAAAACUGUUUAACUUUAUUAAUUUAGUAAUUAAAUCUGAACAUUUUACAUCAUUUUUUUUUUUUUUGUAAUUUGUUUUGGUUUCCUUGUCCAGAAUUUGGUUGUUAAGAAUUCUGGAGAAUAAUGUAUAAUAUUACUAAAGUAGAAUCAUCAAAUGAGGUAGGGAAAUAAUUAAAGAAAUCUCACUUUG